Molecule: messenger RNA, 894 nt
Organism: Conger conger (European conger)
Lineage: Eukaryota; Metazoa; Chordata; Actinopteri; Anguilliformes; Congridae
Product: histamine H2 receptor
Exons: 3
Coding region: 1-894 (297 amino acids)
Biological process (GO): G protein-coupled receptor signaling pathway
Cellular component (GO): membrane
Molecular function (GO): G protein-coupled receptor activity
Source: RefSeq, a predicted model, not a curated record
AUGGCGUCCAUCGCCAAUGUGUACGGAGCCCUAAUGGUGGCGACCAGUGUGGCCUCGGUGUGCGGCAACCUCCUGCUGCUGCUGGUGGUGGCUCUCAACAAGAGCCUGCGGGGCGAGACGUGGUUCAUCGGUGCCAUCGCCACUCUGUGCAACCUCUCCUUCGGGUUCUCCAUCGUGCCUUUCGGGGCGCACAACAGCUUGUCCCUGGCCUGGGGGGGCUCCAGCGACCGGCCGCUCUGCCAGGGCUGUGCGUUCCUCCUGGUGCUCCUGCAGCUGGGCACCCUGAACACUGUGGUCCUGGCCACCACCGACAAGUUCACCGAGCUCUGCUUCUCCCUGCACCACGCCCAGCUCUUCGCCCCGAAGAGGGCGGUGCUCGCCCUGGGGCUGGUGUGGGUCUGCAGCGUGGUGGGUGCCGCCUGCCCGUUGGUGGGAGCCGGGGCGUUCAGCUAUGGCAAGACCAAGUUCCUCUGCGUGCCGACCUUCGCGCCCACGCACAUGGCCUACAGCAACGUCCUCCUAGUGGUGGGCAACGUCAUCCCCAUCCUGGCUAUGGUCGCCAUGUGUGUGGGCGUCAUCUGCGACGGCCGCAACAAAGCCUUGAGGGGGACGUUCGUGGGCAACCAGCAGCAGUUCGCCAACGCGGGCGACUACUUCAAGAGCGCCAUGGGCAUGAUGCUAUCCGUGGCGUGUGUGCUGGUGACCUGCUCGCCGUUCCUCGCCGUAUGUUUCUACGAGACCUACACGGGCCGAAGCUUACCGCCCACGCCCGACGCAAUGAUCAUCUGGUUCAUGCUCUCCCCCUGUGCUCUCGACCCCUGGCUCAACUUCCUCACGCAAAAGAAGUACAGGGACGGCCUGAAGGAAUGUAUGAAGAAGGUAUGUGGAGGAUGA